Messenger RNA from Mercurialis annua (annual mercury), 960 nucleotides. RefSeq names its product deSI-like protein At4g17486. NCBI's taxonomy places the organism in Eukaryota, Viridiplantae, Streptophyta, Magnoliopsida, Malpighiales, Euphorbiaceae. The transcript has 3 exons. Gene Ontology annotation, molecular function: deubiquitinase activity. Gene Ontology annotation, biological process: protein deubiquitination. The coding region runs from base 181 to 867 and encodes 228 amino acids. The record is from RefSeq and is a predicted model, not a curated record.
AACUCAUAAUUCAAAAAAAAAAAUCAAAAUAUUCUCCCACUUUUGUUCAGUCUCCUACUUACUUGUAAAGAGUGUAAAGACAUAGCCUUUGUUCGAUACUACUUGAAAAAAUGUCAUCUUUAAUGUUAAUUUCAAAUCAUACAUUUUCUCACAUAAGAUUUUCUUGAGGAGAAAAAAAAAAUGUUGUGCAGGAAAAAUUUAAGCUGUGAUGAAGAAGACAACAAUGGAGGAUCUGUACCAGUUCAUCUCAAUGUUUAUGAUCUAACUCCAAUCAAUGGCUAUGCUUAUUGGCUUGGCCUUGGUGUUUAUCAUUCUGGUGUUCAAGUUCAUGGAGUUGAAUAUGCAUUUGGGGCUCAUGAGUAUCCAACAACUGGGAUUUUUGAAGGAGAACCAAAACAGUGUGAGGGAUUUACAUUCAGAAAAACAAUUUUGAUUGGAAAAACAGAUUUAAGUUCUUCUCAGGUAAGAACAGUUAUGGAGGAAUUAGCAGAAGAAUUCAGAGGAAAUGCUUAUAAUUUAAUCACUAAAAACUGUAACCAUUUCUGUAAUAAUGCUUGUGUUAAACUCACCGGUAAUCCGAUUCCGAAUUGGGUUAAUCGACUCGCUAGAAUCGGGUUUUUAUGCAAUUGUGUUCUUCCUGCGAAUUUAAAUUCGACUAAAGUUCGACAUCAUAAAAUCGAAGAGAAAUCUGAAGUAACGGAGAAGAAAAAAUUAACAAGUGUAUCGGAUAGAUUUACGUCUUCUUCAAAUUCAUCGUCUUCCUCGUCGUUAUCUCCUCCCGGAAAUCAAAUUCGCGGUAGAAGUAGAAGCAGAAGUAGACGCAUUCUUCCACCAUCUCCUCCUUUGAUUACUUCACCACCAAUUUGAUGGAAUGUGAUUCUUUUUUUGAACUUUUUAUUUCUUGAAGAAAUUUCGAAAUUAAAUGAGGGGAAAUGAAAUGUUAAUUCUAUUUUUCUUUCA